Messenger RNA from Colletotrichum destructivum, 6648 nucleotides. RefSeq names its product Putative serine/threonine-protein kinase, active. Gene Ontology annotation, cellular component: nucleus; cytoplasm. Gene Ontology annotation, molecular function: ATP binding; diacylglycerol-dependent serine/threonine kinase activity. The transcript has 7 exons. Gene Ontology annotation, biological process: fungal-type cell wall biogenesis; protein phosphorylation; signal transduction. Lineage: Eukaryota; Fungi; Ascomycota; Sordariomycetes; Glomerellales; Glomerellaceae. The record is from RefSeq and is a predicted model, not a curated record. The coding region runs from base 643 to 4134 and encodes 1163 amino acids.
AGGUAUUAUCUCCUCCUCCUCUCCUCUUCGGGCCCUCCUCUUCCUUCUCCUCCUCUUUGCCCGCCCACCUCCACUCGACGCACAGGCACUGGUGAAAGCGCGAAGAGAAUGAGAGAACCGACCCCUCCCGAGAACCCCCCCCCCAGUCCUGUGUCCUGCUCUAAAAUCCACUGACGACAUCUUUUACCAUCAAACCCAACCCGCGAAAAAAACAACACCGCUUCCUCGAGGGCUGGCCGCACCCACCGAUCUCCUGUCGUAACAGUCCCCGACAGACAGACCGAUCCCUCCGCUGUGCCAACCUGCCCCGAGCCCCUCCGACGCCGAACCUCCGGUAUCCAUCCCAUCAUACCUGACCAUACCACAUCUUACCAUACCACAACACACCUUGCCAUACCUCCCCAUCGCAGACGUCCACCCUCUCUCCUCGCGUCGUGCCGUAUCUCGUACCUCGCACCCGCAACUCGCUUGUUGCCCGCGUCAUCUUUGAUGUGACCGAAGCAAAACCGAGACAUCACAUCAAGCCCAACUCUCCACAGCUUCAGGGCAUAUUUCCUUUCCCGAUCAAAAACAACAACAACACAACAUCAUACUACCACCACAUAUUCCCCGCGCGUGGAGUCGCGCACCCUUACCAUCACCAUGAACGACGAAGAUGCCAUUCAGAAUAUCCUCAAGAAGAUUGAGCGCGAAAAGGCUCUCCUCAAUGCCGCCAAUGCCAUGAGAGCGCAGACCAACAACGAGGCCGUACGAUCACGACUCGACUCUCAGAUGCGCGAUGGCCGCCGGAAUCUGCAGUUCUUUGAGGAGAAGCUUCGCGAGGCCCAGCUGCGUCGUGGUAUGGACAACAUGUCUAUCGGCUCCCCCUCCGGCGACGGCAGGCCCCUCAGCGGCGACAUGGACGACGUGCCUCCGCCCCCUCCCAAGGAUUCCGGCUGGGACCAGCGCGGCGGAUACGGUGCCGGCGCCGCAACCUCUGGCGGCAACGUCCAGUACAGCCAGAUUGGCGGCCACGCCGACCUCAUGCCUCCCCGCCAUCCUUAUGCCAACCCUGGCCCGUCUUCGUCCGUCCCCAAGUCGCGCCCCAAUUUCACCAAGCUCGACCUGAUCAAAUAUGACACCCCGUAUCUCGGUCCUCGUAUCCAACUCAUGCUGUCGCAGAUCCAGUUCAAGCUCAACGUGGAGGAACAGUACCUCAAGGGAAUCGAGAAGAUGGUUCAGCUAUACGGCAUGGAAGGGGACCGCAAGAGCAGGGCCGAUGCCGCCGCUAGGAGGGUUGAGUCCAAGCAGAAGAUCCUGCUGCUGAAGCAAGCCAUGAAGCGCUACGAGGAGUUGCACAUCGACAUGGACACGUCUGAUGCCCAGGACGAUGAUUCGAUCAACAUGCCGAACCUGCGCAAGCCUCUGACUGGUCAGCUCUCCAUCCGCGUUGGUCAAAUCAAGGAUGUCGACCAUGCUUCCAUGAGUCGCUUCAGUCGGGGGCCCGAGACCUUCAUAGCCGUCAAGGUCGAGGAUAACGUCGUCGCCCGCACGAGAGUGACAAGGACCGACAAGUGGGAGGCCGAGUACCACACCCUCGAUGUUGACAAGGCGAACGAGAUCGAGCUUACCGUCUACGACAAGCCCGGCGAGCAUGCCAUCCCCAUCGCCAUGUUGUGGGUGCGCAUUUCCGACAUCGCCGAGGAGAUGAGAAGAAAGAGGAUCGAGGCCGAGAUCAACAGCUCUGGAUGGGUGUCGGCCGACAGGAUGGGCGCCCCGCCGGCUCAAUUUCCCAUGAACCCUCCUGCGCAGCAACAGUCCUUCGGCGCUCCUCCUCCCUCUCCCGGCCUUGCUCAGCAGGGCGCGCAGGGCCAGCCGGCGCCUGGGGGCAUGCCGAAUCCCCCAAUCGCUCAGCAGCCCAUCGACGGCUGGUUCAACCUCGAGCCCGCCGGUCAGAUCCAGCUUUCCUUGGGCUUCCUCAAACAGAACAACGCCCGGCGCCCCGUCAAUCUGCAAGGUCUUGGUCGUGUGGGUGCCGUUCGUCAGCGCAAGGAGGAAGUGCACGAGAUGUACGGCCACAAGUUUGUCCAACACCAGUUCUACAACAUCAUGCGCUGCGCUCUUUGCGGGGAUUUCCUCAAGUACUCGACCGGCAUGCAGUGCGAGGACUGCAAGUACACUUGCCAUACUAAGUGUUACUCGAGCGUUGUCACCAAGUGCAUUAGCAAGAGCAACGCUGAGACGGAUCCGGACGAAGAGAAGAUCAACCACCGCAUCCCCCACAGAUUCCAGGCCUUCUCCAACAUGACGGCCAACUGGUGUUGCCACUGUGGUUACAUCCUGCCCUUCGGCAAGAAGAACUGCAGAAAGUGCGCAGAAUGUGGUCUCACCGCUCACGCCGCGUGUGUUCACCUUGUUCCUGACUUCUGCGGCAUGUCGAUGGCCGUGGCAAAUCAAAUCCUGGAGGGUAUCAAGACGACUAGGAUGAUCACAAAGAACAAGACGUCGUCUUCCUUGAGCGAUCGCACGCUGAGGAAGCCAACUAGCCCCACUAGCACCAUGGGCUCCCCCCCUCAUAGUGGUGGGCAGGCUCCGUAUGCUGGGGGCUCUCCGGAAGCGACCGAGGCCGCGAAGCUCAUGUACCAGCAACAGUCGCCGCCGGGCCAGCGACCUUCGCACCCUGAUCGCACUUCCAGCUCAGCGGCGGCGGCAGCAGCAACAGCGGCGAUGAGCGGCACGAUGGCCUCGCAGCCAAAGCCCCAGUCGCAGGACUACGGGCAGUAUGGUGGACGUCCCGGCUAUCCCGCUCAGGCAGAGCAAGAAGACCCCUAUGGUGGACGCAAGUACAACCCUGCGGACUACGCGGCAGUUAACCAGCAAGCUGCCCCGUAUGCUCAGCAACCUGCCGUACAGCAACAACGACCGGUUCAGCAGCAACAGCAGCAGCAACAACUUCACCAGCAGCAACAGCAGCAGCAGCAGCCGCCGCCCCAGCAGUACCAGCAACCACCUCAACAGCAGAUGUACCAGCAGCAGCCCGUCUCCUCGCCCAAGUUGCAGGACCCGCCUCAAAUCUCUCCUAUCGCAUCGUCUGGAGGUGUCCCUAGUGCUGGACGCAAGCCCUUGCCAUUGGCCACCGACCCAGGCACUGGUCAGCGUAUCGGGCUGGAUCAUUUCAACUUCCUGGCUGUCCUGGGCAAGGGCAAUUUCGGAAAGGUCAUGCUUGCGGAGACGAAGCGAUCCAAGAGGCUCUACGCCAUCAAGGUGCUGAAGAAGGAGUUCAUUAUCGAGAACGAUGAAGUGGAGAGCAUUCGGUCCGAGAAGAGAGUGUUCCUCAUUGCUAACCGGGAAAGACAUCCAUUCUUGACCAACCUCCAUGCCUGUUUCCAGACCGAGACCCGUGUCUACUUUGUCAUGGAGUACAUCAGCGGUGGUGAUCUCAUGCUUCACAUCCAGCGAGGCCAGUUCGGCACCAAGCGAGCCCAAUUCUAUGCUGCCGAGGUCUGCUUGGCACUCAAGUACUUCCACGAGAACGGCGUCAUCUAUCGUGAUCUGAAGCUCGACAACAUCUUGUUGACUCUCGACGGACACAUCAAGAUUGCCGAUUACGGUCUCUGCAAGGAAGACAUGUGGUUUGGCUCUACUACCAGCACCUUCUGCGGUACACCAGAAUUUAUGGCACCAGAGAUUCUUCUCGACAAGAAGUACGGCCGCGCUGUUGACUGGUGGGCAUUCGGUGUCCUGAUUUACCAGAUGCUCCUCCAGCAGUCUCCAUUCCGUGGUGAAGACGAGGACGAAAUCUACGACGCCAUUUUGGCCGAUGAGCCUUUGUACCCCAUCCACAUGCCCAGAGACUCCGUGUCAAUCCUGCAGAAGCUCCUUACUAGGGAGCCCGACCAGCGUCUGGGCAGCGGUCCCACGGAUGCGCAAGAAAUCAUGAACCAGCCGUUCUUUAGGAACAUCAACUGGGAUGACAUCUACCACAAGCGUGUUGCGCCGCCCUUUUUGCCGCAGAUCAAGAGCGCCACCGACACCAGUAACUUCGACUCUGAGUUCACGAGUGUCACGCCCGUCUUGACCCCUGUCCAAUCAGUUCUUUCGCAAGCCAUGCAGGAAGAGUUCCGCGGCUUCUCUUACACUUCCGAUUUUGACUAGAAGAAGGGCGAGGAAGCGGAAGCAGUAAAGAAGACGUCCCCGGGAACCCUGUGUACAGUUGACGCGGGUAGCUGACGAGGAUGAUGCCACCGACGUGGGGAGAAGAAGAAUACCAAUGUGGCGAACAGCGGAACAAGCGCUGGCGAAGCGCAACCCCCGCGCGCGCCAGGCCCCGACGACGUCAGCCUAUGUUGCAUAGAAACGCUGUGCGUCGUCGGGUUGUGACGCCGAGCCGCAGGCGGAAGGCGAAGCGACGGGCAAACACGAUGUAGGAAGCUUAAGUAGUGCGUGUGGCCCCUCUGGCCGUUCACUACCUAGUGGACAUUGGAAAAGCGGCAAUGUCGGCGAAUCGCAGCUAGAGGUAACCGACAGGGUCGGAUCCAUGUGACCCUACCGCAGCUUCAUCUAAUAGACGGAACCUUUUGUGGUUUAAAUCUCUUUACUGGCACAUGUUGUGACUGAAAAGGAGACGGCGACAGCAACUGAAGAGGUUGUCCUCAAGCUCUAUAUGGUAUCGUAUUGUACAGGCUUAUAUUUACAACCGCGGCAGGGAGUGGCGUGACUUAUGUUCGUCGCAAGAGCAGCAGGGCGAUGCCUCCCGCCAAGGUAGCUCCGGCAGCAGCGCCCUCGAGAGCGAGGAUCGAGGCGUCUCGCAUGCGGAGGUCGAUGUGACGCUCACUAUACAGAUCGACCAACUUCGCCUUGAGCAAUGCCGGAAGCGCAGGGUCGGUGAGGAACUCGCGCCACGACUUGGGCGUCGGGACCUCUUGCUCCAGUGCUUCGAGGGCACUGGCGACCUCUCGCUCCAUCUCGUGCUGGACGGCCGGCUCCUCGAGCUUGGCGCUCAGCGCUUCCGCUCCUGCUGCGGCCGCUCCGGUCGCUGUUGCUUCCGCUGUCGCAACCGCUGCCGCAGCCUCAGCCUCAGCCGCUUCCGUGGACUCCGCGACAAGCGUCUCUUCCUCCAUCACCACGGAUGGCGCGGGCGUCGUCGCCGCAGCGGCGGCAGCGGCGGCAGUGGCGGCAUCAGCAGCGGCAUCCGUGGCCUCCCUCUGCGCCAAGGCGGCCUUCAGACCGGCCAGCUCGGCGGUGACGCCCUCGAGGACGGCCUUCUCCUCCUCGACGACGCCAAGGACGAGCCUCCUCCGCUUCCAGGGCUCGGCGACGAAUUGUAGGACGAUGAAGAGCAGGACGUUGACGCCCAUGAGGCCCCAGGUGCCCCAGGUGGAGGCGCGGCGGAUGCGGUCGGACCAGAUCUGCUCCUCAUGGUAACGCUUCAGGAUGCCGGCGUUGAGCUGCUGGCCCAGGGCCUGCUCGGCGUGCUCGGCGUCGGUGAGGGCCUCGGCGGCGGCGGAGACCUCCUGCUCGAGGGAGUGGUCCUGGCGGUAGAGCUGGGUGAAGCGCUCGAGGUCGGUCGGGGACCACAUCUCCUUGCGGGCGAGGAGGGUGGUGACCUCGCGCUGGGUGGUGGCGCGCUUCGCGUUGGUGGUCUUGUAGGUGGCGCGGGCGGUGCGGACGAGGGCCUGGGCCUCGGCGAGGCGGGUCUCGAGGAGGGUGUUCUGUUCCUUGAUGGCCUCGAUGGGCGAGUAGCCGGUGAGGGUGUUGAGGGUAGUCGAGGCCGUCAGAAGGCGGGUCUGGACGGUGUCCAUGAGGUGGGAGAGCCUUUCGGAGAGGGCGGGCGGGAGGGCGGUGUAGAUCUUGGUGGCUAUUUCGGGGAGGGGGUCAUCGGGUUUGGGUUUGGAGGAGCUGGGGUCCGAGGAAAUGGUGGUAGCGGUGUCGUCGUUUGUGGGUUGAGUCGAGGAGGACGCGGCCGACCUCGAGCUCGAGUCGGGAGCCUUGGCGGAGCUCGAAGUCGUGGCAUCUGAGCUCGGGUAGGAGGAGGAGGAGGAGGAGGAGGAGGAUAGCUCGCUUGUCGGAGAGGCUUGUUUGACUUCGUCCUUCGAGGCAGAGGAGCUCGGCGGGGGGGGCGGAGGAGGGGGGAAAGGAGGGAGCCCGGAGGAGUAGGGCUGUCGACGGGCGGCGGACGGCGACGGGAGGUUAUGACGCAGGGCGGGGGCGAAGAGGGACUGCCAUCUCGGAAGGUUGGCGGUGGUGCGCAGGCCGAUGCGGGCGUGGACUAGGCGCGACGGCGGCCUGGCGAUGGGAAGCAUCUUUUUUCCCCUUCUUUUUCCUUUUCCUUUCCCGGUGUCGAGAAUUAGUACUCUCUCUCUCUCUCUCUCUCUCUCUCUCUCUCUUUCUCUCUGCCCAGUGGGAAGGGGAAGAGAAAAAGGGUGGACCAAUUGACCGGUUGAGAGGGUUUGGUCGGUGGGCCGAGGUGUUUAAACGCCAACGGGAAGAGUACCGAAGUUUGGACGAGAAGGAGAGUCGGGUUCGGCGCUAGGUUCGGAUCGUGCUGAGCCAACGGAGCGGGUCCCUUGGCCGGGGUUCUGCCGGGAGUAUCGUUGGGGGAUAGUCUCUCACCGCCUGCCAAAACUGGAAUAUUGAGCGAGAGGACGGGCCGGUGCCGGCGGUUCAUUU